Microthlaspi erraticum is the source of this 369-nucleotide messenger RNA. The record is from the annotation of a GenBank genome assembly. Lineage: Eukaryota; Viridiplantae; Streptophyta; Magnoliopsida; Brassicales; Brassicaceae.
AUGUUUGGGUUCUUCAUGGCUUACUUUGUUGAUAGCUGCAGUUUUUUCACAAUUCUGCUACUCAUUGACCUUCAACGGAACUCCCGGACUAACUCGCUGGAGCAUAUAUUAGUCUAUACUCCAUCAGGCCAUGUGGUGGAGCAUGAACUUCUGCCAGAACCACUUGAAAAUGGCUCGAGAGUGCAAAGAACAUCACAUGUUCAAGUUCAGGAGGAUGACUUGAGGACCAAAGUUAAGCCUAUUCAUCAGUGGUGGGGAUGGUCUGACUGGAUGGAAACAGAGGAACGAGUUCCCAAAAGUAUCACCGAAAAGCAAUACAAUUUGGUCACAGUGUCAAAUAAUUCGCCACUCCAUGACGAUGCAAGAUAG